UUCAGGUGGCUGGCGGUUUUUUAUUACUUAUUAGGGAUGCUGAUGGCCAGGUAGCUUGAGCAGGUUGAUGCAAAACUGGAGCCAGUUGUGCCAUGCUUUGGGCCAAUUCAGUCCUUGAUGCUGGGCAGGCAGCUCUGGUUAUUUCUCUGUAUCAGAAUAGGUAAGUGCUCGGUGCUCCCAUAUUCAAUUAGGAGAUCGUUGCAUUAUCUUCUUUUGCGACGUACUACCAUUUGUUUGAAAUCAACGAAAUCUUACCAUAUUAAUUUGCUGGCAAAUCUUGGGAUUAAAAACCUUAAAAGAGACCUUCCAUAAAACACAGACGACGACCACAAUGAUACAUUUCCAUACAGUGUUCAUGCGAUUGCUCAUUUCUAAUUAAUAUUCUGCUCAAAACACCCUCCAAAUACACCAUUUUCUCUUUGAAAGAAAAUUCGUUAUGGCGAAUUCACGACCUGUUUUUUCCCACAAUCUAUAUGAACCUUACCUGAUACACCGACUGCAAAGCAUUCUGUAACAUCACUUGCAAAUUCAACAUCAAGAAUGGUUCUUGUCACCUUUGUAUGCUUGUUCGCCUCAUUUUUAGCCAUUUCAUCCCCUUGUCCGUUACCGAUCAAUGCCACUGCUGAUGCUGAUGCUGCACCGGGCUGCGGCACCGGCAACCCGAUCGACGACUGCUGGCGCUGCUUCCCCGGCUGGGCCAGCAACCGGCAGCGGCUCGCCGACUGCGCCCCCGGGUUCGGGCGCGGCGCUGCCGGCGGGAAGGGCGGCGCGGUGUACGUCGUGAACGACUCCAGCGACGACGCGGCGCGGCCGGCCCCCGGGACGCUCCGCUACGGCCUCGUCCAGGAGGAGCCCCUCUGGAUCGUGUUCGCCGGCGACAUGACCAUCCGCCCGGCGCACGAGCUGGUGGUCGCCUCCCGCAAGACCGUCGAUGGCCGGGGCGCCCGCGUGGUCGUCGGCGACGGCGGCGCGUGCUUCGCAGUGAGGGGCGCGCGCGACGUCGUCAUCCACGGGCUCACCGUGCGCGGCUGCCGGCCGAAGCCGAAGCUGGACGCGGCGGCAGAGGCGGCAGCGAGCGGCGGCAGCGGCAAGGGCGGCAUGUCGGACGGCGACGGCGUCUGCGUGCACAACUCGAGCGACGUGUGGGUGGACCACUGCACGCUGGAGGACUGCGCCGACGGCCUGAUCGACGUGGUGGAAGGCUCCACGCGUGUGACCCUGUCCAACAACCUCCUGCGGAACCACGACAAGGUGAUGCUGCUUGGCCACAGCGACGGCUACACCCAGGACAAGGCCAUGCAGGUCACCGUCGCCUUCAAUCGCUUUGGCCCUGGUCUCGUCCAAAGAAUGCCAAGGUGCCGGUUUGGGCUCUUCCACGUCAUCAACAACGAUUACAUAGACUGGGAAAUGUAUGCCAUUGGGGCCAGUGCUUCACCGACAAUUCAUAGCCAUGGCAACAGAUUCUCUGCCGAUAUAGCCAAAGAGGUGACCAAGCGGGAGGGUGAUGUGCCGGAGAGCGUGUGGCGCAACUGGAACUGGCUAUCCGACGGCGACCUGAUGCUCAACGGCGCGUUCUUCACGGCGUCCGGCAAGCCGGGGCCCGACCUCAAGGCCCCUACCUUCGCCAGGCCUUCCUCGUCUGUGCCGUCGAUGACGGCCUCGGCUGGGGCUCUCUCCUGCGACGAGGCCUCACCUUGCUGACGACGAACCGGACCACGCGUCGCUAAUAAACACAGCUUACUGCUGUCUCCGAUGAUUGUUUCUUGUUUUUUUUUUGGGGUUUUGUGUGUCAAUAAAUUGCAGCACCAGAACUAUAUGUUAAUCCGGUAGUAGAACAUGAUAGCACUCUCUGUGAGAGAGAUAGAGAAGGCUCAAUGUUGUGCUCGAGAAUUGUUCAUAAAUCGUCAAGGAACUGGUUCUGCUAUUCCUAAUUGAGUGUUGCGAAAGGUGUUGUCUCGGU
Molecule: messenger RNA, 1960 nt
Organism: Oryza brachyantha (malo sina)
Lineage: Eukaryota; Viridiplantae; Streptophyta; Magnoliopsida; Poales; Poaceae
Product: pectate lyase-like
Exons: 5
Coding region: 541-1701 (386 amino acids)
Molecular function (GO): pectate lyase activity
Source: RefSeq, a predicted model, not a curated record